UCAAUGUAUAAAUAAAACAAAAGCAAAUAAAUAAAACAAAAAUGACUUGAGAGAUGUAACGUAAACGGCGGCUCUGGGAGAAGCUGCUGAACGCGCCGUGCGUAACAGUGCGGGGAAGCAGGUGGAUGGAGAGGCUGGCGGGAUGCGGCUUUCCGGCGGGUCGGAGCCCCGUUUGGGAGCGGCGGGACUCGGCGAGCUCUACCGCGGGACAACCCGGACGCGAUACAGUGACGAUGAAGCUUUCUGGUUUAAACAUUGACUUUGAUCUGCUUUACUUCCACUGUACCGCUGGAAUGUGAUCAUUGUGGCUCCUUGAACAUAAAAGACCCUGGUCACCCCAGUCCCCAGAUCCCCAAACUCUUAGACUACAAAGUUUCCACUUGCCUCUAGCCUUGGCUGCUGUUUCUUUACCCCAGUUUAAAACCUUAAUGAAUCCUUUUAACCUUAUUAUUAUUCAGUGAAAUCAGUGCUUUGAGGCAGUGAAGUAAAACCCAUUACCAUUCUCCUUUUAUGACUCCAGUCUUUCAUACCAACUUCAUCUUAAACCCAUAAGACCCUUCUGAUUCAAGUCUUUGAGUCAUGGCCUUGGAUGUGUGGCCCUACAUCCCACCGUCCCCCAACAUCACCAUCCCCGAGCCCCUCCUGUACGACGCCUACAACCAAGAGAAUGACUCGGACCCGAGCGGCAACUUCUCAGACACCAGAGUGCUCCAUCAGGACAAGACCAGCUCGGUCGUCCUCACCUUCAUCCACUUUAUGGUGUGCGCCGUGGGGUUAUGCGGCAACACCUUGGUGAUCUACGUGAUCCUGCGCUACGCCAAGAUGAAGACGGUGACCAACAUCUACAUCCUGAACCUGGCGGUGGCGGACGUCCUGUGCAUGAUGAGCCUGCCGUUCAUCGCCCUGCAGCUGGCGCUGGUCCGCUGGCCCUUUGGAGAGGCUCUGUGCCGGGUGAUCAUGACCGUAGAUUCUCUCAAUCAGUUCACCAGCAUCUUCUGUCUCAUGGUGAUGAGCAUUGAUCGCUACCUGGCCGUGGUUCACCCCAUUCGGUCCACCAAAUGGCGGAAGCCCCGUAUUGCCAAACUAAUCAACGUCACAGUGUGGGGCAUCUCACUGAUAGUCAACCUACCAACUAUGAUCUUCAGCGGCCUGAACCAAUUGCCGGUGUGCGGGAUAGUGUGGCCCGAGCCCCAGGACCUCUACUACAAGAUCUUCAUUUUCUAUACCUUCUCCAUUGGAUUUUUCAUGCCACUAGCAGUGAUAUGUCUGUGCUACCUGCUCAUAAUAAUCAAGGUGAAAUCGUCCGGAAUACGAGUGUGUUCCUCCAAGCGGAAGCGUUCCGAGCGCAAGGUGACGCGGAUGGUGUCCAUUGUGGUCGUGGUGUUCGUCCUCUGCUGGCUGCCUUUCUACAUUUUCAACGUCACCUCCGUCACCAGCUCCAUAACGCCCACCUCAGCAGUGAAGACUUCGUUCGACUUCGUGGUGGCGCUGGGCUACGCCAACAGCUGCGCCAACCCCAUCCUGUACGCCUUCCUGUCCGACAACUUCAAGAAGAGCUUUCAGAAUGUUCUGUGCCUGAAGAAGGUGGCAGGCCUGGACGAGAUAGAGCGCAGCGACAGCCGGGCGGACCGGAGCCGGAUGGUUAACGAAGCCAUGCUCGUCAACGCCAACCUGGAGACCCAUAACUCCGCCCUGCUCAACGGCGAGCUGCAGACGAGCAUCUGAUUGGCGAGGGAGCGGUGACGACGUCCAAGGAGGCGAAGAAAGCAAUGGGGCUGCUGCCCGUUCAGAUCGCAAGGCCAUGACAAUGAUGCAACGGCAGCUCAUGGACCCAUGAGCAAAGUCUGAGAGAAAAAUAAACAGUUUCUUGAGGGGUUCGUAGAGUUCACAGAAAGUGCACUGGCUCCAUUUAUAGACUCCUGACGAUGGGGUAAAUGAGGGAACCUGUUUACCUUCAAAUUGACCGAGAGUAUGAGAGAUUUAUUUUGGUUGAAAUGAGUGCUUGUGGUGCCUGUCAGUUUCACUCUUCAAAGAUCCAAGCAAGCGGUAAGAUGAGAUAGACCGCUGCGGACAUGGAGUGAAGAAAUACAAGAGCAACAUUGCCCUGUAUCGGCUGGAGAGUAGUCCGAAUUAGAUCGACAACCUCUAUUGAAUCACCUUCGCAAAGACAGAAACAACAAAGGAAUACUCAUAUUUUCUGUAGCCUUUUAGUUGCAAGAGACUGAAACCGCCGCCACAGACAACAAGUGUAACUGUAUAUUUUAUUCACGUCAGCUUAUUAGUUUGGUUGCUUAUAACCGAAAGGGGGAACAAAGAGGUAUCCUUUUAUCUACUGAUGGAUUCUGUUCUCGUUUGUCUGGCUUUUAUCUUCACGGAAGGAGUAGCGGCGACCCAUAAGCACCAAUUCAACAUCUCGGAUUAAUGAUCAAGGAUGGGAAAUCACAGUCUAACCUUGCUUCUCCAAAACAACUUGACUUUGUACAUAGCAAACAGAUUUCGAGGAAACUUUGCAACAAAGGGAUUGCUUCAUGUGUGUCAAGAAUUUAAUGGAUUUUGAUGGCAAGGCAAACUUCUACAUAUUCUUGCCAACCGAAGUCGGUGAUAUGUACAGUACAGGUCUACUUGAUCCUGACUUUUACCGGAGUCAUCACUUGCACCGCUGCAAAGGGUCCUACAUCUAUUUGUACAGUGUUGUGUUUUGACAAGCUCGCUGCUUUGUGGUAAAACGUGACCCUCUGACUCCCGUUUGGUUUGGUCAGCCUAUGUAUGAGAGGGUGGCCAAAUAUCCCAGAAGGCAGAAAAAUGCGUCACGCGUUUGAACAAGGGGGAGAGAAACAAUGAAACACACGCAGAGUAGGACAAAGGGAGGAAUACGUGCGUGAUGAAGAUAAAGUUUAAAAAGGCUGUGGUGGGAUGUAUGAAUCAAAGAGAAUAGCAGAAAGUAAGGUCCUUGAAUAUGUGGGUGAGUGAGUAAGGCUGGAUAAAAAACAGAGCUGCUAGCUCUUGAAUAAGCGUGAAGAACAAGCAUUAUGUAACACAUACAUACAUACAUACAUACAUACAUACAUACACACAUACAUACAUACAUACAUUCAUUUCAAUACGUUAGAAUAUUAUUGGAAAGUUAAUUUAUUCCAAAGUCAAAAGACAAAUCCAUAUAUAAAUUGAUCAAUUUUGAUAAUUUAUGGCUUACAGCUAAAGAAAACCCCAGAUUUUGUUGUUCAAAAAAUAAAUAUGAGACAUAUUAUAUAAAACCAUAAGUACUUUAGGGAAAGGGGCUCCCCUGAAUGAAUGAAUCUAUCAGUAUGGCAUGGUAUGGAAGUAAUGGCUCCUUUUAGAUCUUAAGAAAGGCAAGGCCGCCUUACGGGUGUUUUCACACCUGAUGGAAGGUAGGCUCUAUUUGCAGUAGUUCUCCUAGAGCCAUCUGAUUUGUGUGGUUCAGGAAUGAUUUGACAUGAGAGAUAUGACUUGUACUCCAUAUCCUAGGUACAUCCUUAUGUGUCAGCUCCUGAAGCUCUGAAUCCAUCCACAAAUGUCUUUAAGCUUUGCUUUACAGUCCCCUAAAGGCAGUGUGUACAUCUGUCUUUCACAGAUUUCCUCUCCACUCAAAACGCCGUUGACAUGCUUGUUUAGAAUACUCUGCCAGGUUGUUUACCUUUUGAGGCUCCCUGUAAAGGGCAUCGAUGACUUUCAGCUUCACAUCAGUCAAGUCAGCAGUCUCUCGCACGAUAGUGAAGGCGUUUGCGCCACAUUAUUUUGCUAAAGAUCAUUUUCUUGCUUUCAUAACUUGAUAUUUUCAUAUCGAGUUUUCAUCAGGUGUAAACCAUAAUCAACAAAAUUAACAGAAUCAAACUUGACUUGAGGUUUUUUUAGCACUCUGAGUUUAAUGUAAUGUAUUUGACUUUCUUAAAUUGGCAUUAACAUUUUAGUAUUCGGAAUCAUUCAAUUGUCCCUGUACAUUCUGGGUGCUGCCUGUCUGGUGAUUAGCAUUGCCUCCAUACGCCGUUUCCUCUAUUGCACCUCAUUAGUCUCGGUAUUCUGUUUUUCAUUUGUCACAAAACCCAGAAAAUAUUUGCAUACAUUACCCUUGGGGUAAACGUGACCCUCAACAAAAGAAAGAGUGCGAAUGAGAGGAUUUCUACACAAUUGGAAUGAGUCAUCCAAGAUGGCCGGAGGUGAGCAGAACCGAACUGUAAUCCUGGAAGGUUCAAGGUGACGAUGAGAAGGAUUGAUCCUACAAAAUCCGUGUCGCACUCAAACAUGAGUGUGCAAUCCUGAGCGUGGUUGGAUGCCCAACUGGAAAUGAGCAGAAAGAAAUGUGAAUAGAGUUAAUAUAGUGGAAAACAAUAUGUACACAUAAAAAUGAUAUGCCACUUGAUCCGAAGCAAGAAAAGCAGAUGCAAAAGUUUCAGCUGUUUCCAUAGGAUGUCAGUUAUAUCUUCACUCUUCGCCAACAAAUUCAAUAUCAGUGUCUUGUACUAAAAAUCAAGACAUAAAUGGUUUCUAUUGUAGAAGUUUGUCACGGUAUCAACUAUCAAAGACGCCUUUAAAACAGAAGGUAGUUCUCUCUACAUCAGCUGAUUUUAGUCAUGGUGGUUCCGGUUGAUUCUACAGUAUGCAUUCUCAUUAGAACAUGAGAUUAGCUAUCAUUACACAAGUGCCCCCAAGCCAAGGUUUGUUUUGUACAUACUUGUUGUUAGAAUUGAAUAAUCCGCCAGUCUUAGCUGGAAUUGGGUCAUUGGUUCCAGAGGGAACCAAUGGUUGUGUAGAGUUACAGUUUAUUCCAAAAUUGUUUAUACUGCUUUUUAUUUAUUAAUUCAACCAAGUUUGUUUGACAAGAAAUGACACAGGCCUUUCUCAAACGAUAAAAUAAUUAUUACUUCUGAACAAAUAUAAAACAUUUUAAUUGCAUUAGUGCAGUCAAACCCUUCUUGUAACUGUUUUUCUUUUUAUGUCCUCAGUGGUAUUUUUUUUCUUGGUUUAUUUAUUUAGUGUUGAGCACCAAGUCCUUGAGGCUGGAAGGCCUCCUUGAAAUCACCCUGAUCUUUAGCUCUGUCCACAGAUUCUGUCAGUCAGAUGUUGGUACUUUGGCCACUACAAAAAGCUAACAUGGCCUAAUCCACACCAACAUCUGCUGCCACUGCCAAACAGUUUAAAAAGCUAAUAUAUUCUUGUAUAAUUACAACUAGUUUAUUGUUAGCAUAUCAAUUAUUUCUUCACUUUUACAUACUAAAUUCAGCAGUGAACUUGAUCCAUUUGCUCUAUUUGUCUAUCUGGGGUUGGGCGAUAAUCUCCCUUAAAAAAAAGAGAGAAAAGAAACGAAGAACAACUGAGGUCAUGUGUCAGGUUGACUUGACAAAAAUGCUACUUGAGCAACACAAAACAUUACGGUUCUAUAAAAAUCGUCAGACCACCAGCUAAUAAUGUUAACAGCUAGCCAAACGGACCACCUGUCUUAGCAGAUUGUAGCUACUUCAAACAACUGGAAUUGAAGAUAUAAGCCUGCUACAAAACUUGGAAUAAAAGUCACUUUACUCUUGGAGGACUGACGAAUCGCAGCUAAUGAGGCAGAGUUAUGAAACGUUUGUGCUACUACGCUAACUAUAGUUCCACAAAACUCACUUAGCUGACAAAACAGCGACAAACUUAACUGCAUAAUUGUGAAAGUCUAGAUUAUUAAUCUGCUCUACAGAUUUGUAUUCCAUAAAUGUAGACAUUUUCAGUGUCUAGACUUGUUUUUAAAUUGGGAAACCCAUUUGACUAACCAUUAGCCUUCCUUCUCUCUGGGGAUUUAUCAGCAUUUUUACAAACUCACUGCUAUAUGAGUCCUAUGUGGUCCAUAUAGUUGAACCCCUACUGAUAGUUUAAUUUAAAUUGACUUUUGAUUAAAAAGGCUGAAGGAGUCCUAUGACAUACCGGCAUUCAGCUGGCCUACAUGUAAGCCGAGAAAACAAAAUUCAGUUUGCCCUUUUGACAUUUGCCUUAGUUUUAUUUCCUAUGCAUCUCAUUCUGCAGAGUAUAAUAAGUUAGAGGCAAUUAUUAGAAUGUUUGAGACAUCCUAGGGUUUAUGUAUUAGACUUAACAUAUAUGCUAAAGAAUGCUAGUGCAUUUAUGAGUGUUAGCAGUGAGCUCAGAACAAAAAUUAGACAACUUCUUAGCCUGGUUAGGUUUACAGCUAAGCUAAAAUUUUACACUAUACCACUAUCUCCUACGCCUCAUAUUUAUUCCCAUUUUCAUUUUGAAGUCGAGAUGUUUCAUCCAUAAAUCUUGACUCACGGCUGCUUAAAUUCGGCACAUUUUUAAUUUGAGUUAAAAAUAAUUCUGGAUUACUACGUGAUUACAACCUUACAGAAAAAGAUGUGUAUAAAGGUACACAGGUUUUUUUUUUUUGGUAUUCUGUGCACAGCAUACAUUAUACAGAACUGGGCUGAGAUUACAUAACAGGGAGCGGAACCUUUUUCCGGAUUUUUUUUUAGUUGCUUUUUACCGCGAGCAAUCCUCUUAAUAGUUAAUUUGGUCUACAUCCGUAGCAGUUGUUAGACCUUUCCCUAAAAUAAUCAAGUUUUAAUUGAGCCACAAUUGUAGCUGGAAAAUUAUAUCUGCUCAGCAGGGGAAGAUUCAUCAAAAGAUUAAAAAAAUAAUUGAAAUUCUUUGUUGUUUAACGCUUCAUUCAUGUUGACAGAAUGAGUCCACGAACCAAGCAUACACAUACAGGGUGAUUUUUUUUCUUUCUUUUUCCAAUCGUUGGGGUGGAGACGCUUCCCAAAAGCACCUCAAUGAUGGUGUCACAGCUGGGUGGCUGAGAGAUUUGUCAGAUGUCUCAGACGCCAGCAGCAACAAAGUCGUUAACCAUAUGCUUCGCAAAUAAAUCCUCUCAGAAACCAUCGACCUGUGUGAUCAGAACAGAUAAGAAGCACAGAUACGUUUCUUUCUGCAUUUAUAUUCAUUAAUUCUCUCUAUUUCUUUUACAUUACACCAACAAACCUAAUAAGCUGAAUGGGGAUUUCUGUGAUAAGCCAACAGAAAUAGCACAUAGAUGUAAAAUGGAAGGAAAAUGUUGAUUUUCUUUUUUUGUUUUCACAAAUAAACAUCUGAAAAGUGUGGUGUGCAUUUUUAUUCAACCCUCCUUUGUAGAGGUACUGAGCAGAACCACCUUUUCUGGAUUUGCAGCUCCAAUCUCAAAGUUUCCCAACCAUUAUUUGAGGAACAGCUCUAGCUCAGUCAAAUCAAAUGUAAAGCAAAGGCUGAACAUUUGCAAAGGCUGAACAUUUGCUUAAAAUUUAAGACUUAAAUUUUAAGUCAAAAUUUAGGAUUUUGACUUAAAUUCAGCUAUGGGCUUUGACUUGACUGUUCUAAUACAUUAAUAUGAAUGACCUAAACCAGUCCAAAGUAUCUCUGAAUGUUGGUUUGUACCUUUGUACCUGUCUCAAGUCUUUUACCAUCAAUCUUUCUAUCAACUAAAAAGAAUCUCACCACAUCAUGAUGCUGGCAUGUCACUCAGGAAGUUACAUUUUGACCUCAUCUGACCAGAAUACACAUUUUUGUAAUGUUCCAUACGAGGCUUGGGGCAAACUGUAACCCCAAAUUUGUUUCAAACCGCUUCAGGUUUUCUUUUGUCUAGUGUGGUGCACUAAUGCCUAAUGACGCAAAUUUUACACAAUUCCUCUCCUGCCAUCUAAUUAUGCCUAAUUUCCCUAAAUUACAUACCAAAUACCUAUAUUUCUUUCAGUUAUACAUGGUAUAUUCAAACAAUUUCCACUAAAUGCAGCAUCUGGUUGGCAGCAAAAACAGUGGUAAUGUAUUUUUUAUAUAACUGUAAGUAAAUUCAGGCAAGCAUGGCAUUUAUGGAGGAAUGGAAAUUCCUUAAUGAAUUAAUUCCUGAAUGAAUUUGUGGCUUUUCUUCCACUCCAUGUGGAAAAAAGCCACAUUGUUGAAGGUUGGCUCUUUCCAUUUUUGAACAUAAAUCUGUGGGAUGUUCAGUUUUGAACAUCCGACUGUUUGAACUGUAGGGUGCAAAGAGUGGGAUGUGGGAUGUUUGAACAUCCCACAGUUUAUAAAUUUACCCUGGCUUUUCUUCGGCGGUAACAGAGUGAAGGGGGCUGAAUAGAAAUUCACAUCACAAUUCAGGUUUUAAGUCAUAACAUUUUUCCGUGUGAAGGUUUUGUGUUUUUCUGUGUAUCCCAGUGAACGUGAUAGAAAGUUUAUAAAAACCCACAAUCAGUAAUUAAACAUAUCUUUUUCUUUUUUUUUUUGAUUUUUCUGCACUGAUGAACUCUGGGUUUCUUUCAGUUUCUCUUAUAGUCAGUAUUUUAGCUUCCUCAGUGUUACAGUGCAGAAUUCUCCAUCAUGUACUUGGCUUCUUCUUUCAUUUGUAAGUACAACUGAUAAGGUGACCUUAUACACUAUUCACUGUGUGAAAUAUUAAUCAUACAGGUGAGAAAACAAAGGAUGCGAUUCAUACAUCUCCACCCGCCAUGUAGAUGAUGUAUAAAAAUGGAGCCUUUAGCUGUUUAACAGAUGUUGAUAAAAGAGAGUUUGUGCCAAAGCCAGCGCAAAUGUAGCGCUAAAAGCACCAAUGGCUGCAAUGGGGAAGUCUUUACUAGCUGCUUUCUUUAUCAUGUUGUGAAACCAAAACUUUUGUUUUCCACCCUCAACAUUAUGUUCUGUAGAAACACUAUUAGGAUCAGGUAGGUUAGGAUUCACCAAACGUUUUGAGUGAGAUGGAUACACAAUCACCAAAUGUAAAAAAAAAAAAAGACUAAAAAAAAAGAUUUGUCCAGGUUUAUGUCCUGCAAAUGUAUAUUGUACAGAUGAGAGGAGGUUUUUCCCAGGUGAACAUAAGUUAAUUUGUGAAGGGCUAUUCCAUGCACUCCAGAGGAUGCAUCGUUCAGUAUAAACUGUGUAUUUGUCCUAUCAUCUGCUUGACCUUGCAUGGAGGAAGGCUGGUUACCGCUACCGUCCGUUUCAACUCUCCAAUUGAGAGCGGAGUUACACACAUUACCUUUCAACAGGGAUUCUCUCUCAGAAAGUGUGGAGUUCUGUAAAAGUUCAGGACAUUUGAACUCUUAAAAUCUUUCCUGUAAUAGAACAGAAUUUCUUGGCUCCUUCAUGUAAGCCCAGAUUAGUUGAUUGCAGAGGCUAAAGCUAACGGCUAGUCCAGUGUAAAACAAGGCCAUAGCGGUAGGGGCAAAUUCUAUUUACAUAGAAGCUGAUUUUUACCACAGGAAAUGGAGGUUGGCUGCUGUGCGCCACCAAUAAUCCGCCUGUCUGAAACAAGUACUGAAAGCGUGAGCGGACCAUUCCAAGUGUUUCAGGUCAAAACAAACAGCUUUUAAUUACAUUAUUAUAUUAACAGUAAUACUUUUUUUUUUGGCUUUAUUUUUGUAUCAGACUGGACUGAAUGAUUUACAUGUUUUAAGUGUUUCACACUGGAAGGGCUUCGGAGGUGGACAUCCUCCAAGCUCCAUUUUCCAAGAAAAUAAACUUUGUCAGUUGCUGCUGACAAAGUUGGAAUGGAAGGGAAACCCAACAACUUUCCAUGGCGAACAUCACAAUUCACGAAACAUAGUGUUCACAGGAACGAUAUUUGUUGUUGUUUUCGAGAUCGGAGAAGGUAGAAUUAUAUUCUUUUACCUUCAGCCUCUGGAACCACAGAAUUUGGAUUUGUACUAAAUGAAGACUCAAGUUUUUUGUUUGUUUGGUUUUUUUUUAACUGCAGGAAAGAUGUUAAUGGAUUUUACCUUUUAAACACAACUCCACCUCAAACGUCCUGACCUGUCACUUGAGCCAUUGCCUCGCAUUUUAGAACUGGUACAAUCUUGUAGCUUUUAAAACAACAACCUUCAGCAUCAGGCGAGUGGCUCCAGAGUGUUUGUUUCCAGUGGUGUACAGCUGUGGAUAUGUACUUUUUUAAUCGUGCUGUUACUUUUUUUUCUAUGUGCCUUGACACUUCAUACUGUCUAAAACUCAUGUGAUGACGGCAUUGCAGAGCGGACUUUUCCUCAAAAAAAUCUAACCGACCAAAGGUCUUUGUACUCUACAGACAGGUUGGCAAUGUAACCGUAACAGAGAACGGAUAUCUCCUUUUGUUAAUAUUAUAUACCCAGCUUACACUUAUGUUUGUCAAAAAGCCGAUGUUUAUUUGUGACUCUUUAUUGUCCCAUAUGGUAUAUUAUAAUGUGAUCAACGAUUGUAACGGACGGGUCAAUGUUCUUGUCUCUGCAAUUAAAACGCAGCCCAUGGUCUAGCUAGCGUGUUUGUGCA
Molecule: messenger RNA, 10263 nt
Organism: Xiphophorus maculatus (southern platyfish)
Lineage: Eukaryota; Metazoa; Chordata; Actinopteri; Cyprinodontiformes; Poeciliidae
Product: somatostatin receptor type 2-like
Exons: 4
Coding region: 580-1725 (381 amino acids)
Biological process (GO): cellular response to glucocorticoid stimulus; neuropeptide signaling pathway; cellular response to estradiol stimulus
Cellular component (GO): neuron projection; membrane
Molecular function (GO): somatostatin receptor activity; neuropeptide binding
Source: RefSeq, a predicted model, not a curated record